AUGUCAGAUCAUGGGGUUCUUAGUUCAACUUGGAGAUGUUUUUCCACUCUAGGGCAUUGGAUCGGUAACAUAUUACCAAGAGAUAACAAACAUUCUAGAUUGUCACCUUUUACUAAUUUUGCUGAGUUAAGGAGCCGUGAUCUGGUUGAAGCCAGGGAUAUUCAGUACCUGAUUGAAAUGGGGGAUCAUAUAGAUAUUAGUUCUGAUAGUGACUUUGAGCUGGAUGAGGAUGAUGAUUACGGUGGUGUAUCACUGAUAGAGGGCCCUACUAAUACCCGAAUUCUUCCGCAAUGGGCGACAAACUCAAGUGGUGCCGGUUCAAUCAGUAGGAAUCCAAAUGCUCUGUCAAGUUCUUAUGCUUCUAAUAGUGGGUCAUCAAAUCUAAAUAAACUUCGGAUCAGCAGUUAUGGGGAUGACUCAAGAACUUCAAACCAGAUUGUAGUCUGUCCAGAUUAUAAUUGCAAUGGCAGUGCAGGUCACAUGAGAUCUGCAAACUCUAGGAUUGCUAAUGUUUCUGGUGCAGAGUACGAGAAGCUUUCAUCACAACAAGCUUUGAGGCGAACCCUUCCCACGUCACUAGAUGGAUCUGGGCCAAGUAGCAAAAUGAACAGGUUAACUGAUGGUGCCGGUAGCAGCCAGGCCUAUGGUCCCCAUCGAAAUAUGUACAAUCCCUCAGGAUCAGGUUUUGGCAACAACCUGGAUUACACACGGGACCGUUACAGCCAGGCUAAUGAUGAAGAUGUUAUAAUGUAUGAAAAGAAUGGAACUAGGGCCUUACCUCAGUCAUGGAUGCAUGGGAAGUCCCAUAUGCCUGCACCCUCUGCUAGUCCAAACGAGCAUGCAUACCAUUCUAUGGCAGGUGAUGAAAGGACUGCUGUAUGUGAUGAGAGAUUAAUUUAUCAAGCAGCAUUGCAGGGUCUUAAUCAACCAAAAUUUGAGGCCAAGUUACCUGAAGGUUUAUUGUCUGUGCCUCUUCUGAGACACCAGAGAAUUGCAUUGGCAUGGAUGCUUCAGAGGGAGACAAGAAGUUUACAUUGUUUAGGUGGAAUUUUAGCUGAUGAUCAGGGUCUCGGCAAAACCAUAUCAAUGAUUGCCCUUAUACAAAUGCAGAAGGCUCUGGAGUUGAAAUCUAAGUCCGAAGAUCAGAGUAAUAAAAAGACUGAAGCAUUGAAUUUGGAUGAAGAUGAUGAUAGCAGCAAUCAAGUUUCCGAUAAAGGAAAGCAGACUGUUGAAAGUAGCGGUAUAGGAAAAACAGAAGAAGUUGGUACUUCUUCAAAGACACUUAAUAGACAGAGACCAGCUGCUGGUACGUUGGUUGUCUGCCCAGCUAGUGUUCUCCGCCAGUGGGCGAGGGAGUUGGAUGAAAAAGUUGCAAAUGAGUCAAAACUGACUGUCUUGAUAUAUCAUGGAGGCACUAGAACGAGGGAUCCUGCAGUAUUGGCAAAGUAUGAUGUUGUAAUGACAACAUAUGCAAUAGUAACGAACGAAGUUCCAAAACAACCUUUGGUUAAUGAGGAUGAGCUUGAUGUUAAAACUGCAGAGAGAAGUGGUGUAUCUUCUGAAUUUUCGGUUGAUAAGAAGAGGAAAAAUCAGCUUGGUACUAACAAGAAGAGAAAGAAGAGCAGGAAGGGAGCAGAUAGUUCCCCUUUCGAUUACGAUUGCAGUCCACUUGCCAGGGUGAGUUGGUGUAGGGUGAUUUUAGAUGAAGCCCAAACAAUAAAAAAUCAUCGAACUCAAGUGGCUAGAGCUUGCUGCAGCCUUCGUGCCAAAAGGAGAUGGUGCCUUUCUGGAACACCUAUCCAGAAUGCGAUUGAUGAUUUGUACAGUUAUUUCAGGUUUCUCAGAUAUGAACCCUACUCAGUUUAUAAGUCAUUUUACAGUGCCAUAAAGCUCCCAAUAUCAAGAAAUUCAAUUCAAGGUUACAAGAAACUGCGAGCUGUUUUAGCAGCUGUAAUGCUGAGGCGUACCAAAGGGACAAUGAUAAAUGGGGAGCCUAUCAUCAAAUUGCCUCCAAAAUCAAUCGGUUUGAAUAAGGUGGAGUUCUCACCGGAGGAGCGAGCUUUCUACACCCAGCUAGAAUCUGAUUCACGUUCUAAGUUCAAGGCUUAUGCUGCUGCUGGCACUGUUAGUCAAAACUAUGCAAAUAUUCUUUUGAUGCUUUUACGCCUUCGACAGGCUUGUGACCACCCGCUUCUUGUCAAAGGUUUCAAUUCUGACUCUGUACAGAAAGUUUCAGUAGAUAUGGCAAAGGGACUUCCAAUGGAAAUGGUGCUUGAUCUAUUGGACCGGGUGGCUUCUAAAAUAGCCAUUUGCCGUGUCUGCAGUGAUCCACCUGAAGAUCCUGUUGUUACAAGGUGUGGUCAUGUUUUCUGCUAUGAGUGUGUAUCAAAUUACCUGACCGGGGAUGAUAACACCUGUCCUGGUCUUAACUGCAAAGAGCAGCUUAGUUCUGAUGUUGUCUUCUCGGAAGCUACUCUUAGAAGUUGCAAAUCUGAUAAUAAUGAUGCUGGUUCUUCUCGUUCGAAGCUCAAUCAUCAGAUCACAGAGAAUGAGUAUAGCUCUUCAAAAAUCAAAGACGUCCUUCGCAUUCUUCGGUCACAUACUGGAAUGGAUGAACCAGAUGAUGUGGAUUGCUCAGUUGUGAGCUCGGUUCCCAAGGGACCUAUAAAGACGAUAAUUUUUUCACAAUGGACAGGCAUGUUGGACUUGGUCGAGAUGUCACUCAAUCAGACCCGCUUAAAGUAUAGGAGGCUUGAUGGGACAAUGAGUUUAAAUGUGAGAGACCGGGCUGUUAAAGAUUUCAAUACUGAUCCUGAGGUAACAGUGAUGCUAAUGUCGCUUAAGGCCGGGAAUCUUGGUUUAAAUAUGGUUGCUGCAUCUCACGUUAUCCUUCUGGACCUUUGGUGGAAUCCGAGCACGGAAGAUCAGGCAAUUGACAGAGCUCAUAGAAUUGGUCAGACUCGACCGGUUACUGUGACCCGGCUUACCAUUGAAGACACAGUGGAGGAUAGGAUACUGAAAUUGCAGGAUGAGAAGCGGAAAAUGGUUUCAUCCGCUUUUGGGGAGGACCAAGGUGGGGGAACAGCUACAAAACUUACUGUGGAAGAUCUGAGGUUUCUAUUUAUGGACCGGGAUGCUGUCCGCUGA
This is a messenger RNA of Linum trigynum, 3147 nucleotides long. The record is from the annotation of a GenBank genome assembly. Lineage: Eukaryota; Viridiplantae; Streptophyta; Magnoliopsida; Malpighiales; Linaceae.